CGUUAAAACACUCCAUACCUCUGGGCCGCAGGGGCCCACACAUCGCCCCUCCUUGCCGUAGAUGGGCCAGCCGCGGCGGCGCGGCCACCCCCGCGCCCACCACCGGUGCCCGCGCCGUAUCGCGCUGCCGGCGGCUGCGCUCGCGCUGCUCUUCCUCGCCGUCUCGCUCCUCUCCGUCUCCCUCCUCUCUGCGCCGCCUCUCGCCGACCGCCCUGGCCUCGCCUCUUCCUCCCGCGGGUUCCUUCGCCGCCCCCCGGCGAAUAGCUCUGGCGGCGAACUGGAAGGCUCCGGGAGCGGCGAGACACAUGAAUGGAUUGGACCAGAUGAUCUUUGGCGUUCAAAGCUCGCUAGCAACUUCUAUGGAUGCAGCAACUCUAGCAAUAAAUUUCUUGAUUUCAGCGUUACCACACAGCCAGAUCGGUACUUAAUUGUUGUUACAAGUGGAGGCCUCAAUCAGCAGAGAACAGGGAUAGUUGACGCUGUAGUUGCCGCACACAUUUUAAACGCGACACUUGUUGUUCCCAAACUCGAUCAAACAUCUUUCUGGAAAGAUUCAAGCAAUUUUUCUGAAAUCUUUGAUAUCGACUGGUUCAUUUCAUUUCUCGCAAAGGAUGUCAAAAUUAUCAAAGAGCCUCCGGAAAAAGGAGGUAAAGCCAUGCGACCUUAUAAAAUGCGUGUCCCACGAAAAUGUACUCCACGAUGUUACUUGAACCGUGUCUUACCGGCACUUCUGAAGAAACAUGUUAUUCGAAUGACUAAAUACGAUUAUAGGCUCUCAAAUAAGUUGGACACUGAGCUGCAAAAAUUGCGUUGCAGAGUUAACUAUCAUGCUUUGAGAUUUACUGACCCAAUACAAGAAUUUGGUGAAAAGCUAAUACAACGAAUGCGGGAGAAGGGCAGAUAUUUUAUUGCUCUUCACCUGAGAUUUGAACCUGAUAUGCUUGCCUUUUCUGGGUGCUAUUAUGGCGGUGGAGAAAAAGAGAGAAGAGAAUUAGGUGCAAUUCGCAAGCGAUGGAGAACCUUGCAUAUAAGUGACCCGGAGAAAGGAAGAAGGCAAGGUAGGUGCCCACUAACUCCUGAGGAGGUAGGGCUGAUGUUGAGGGCAUUAGGCUAUAGCAGUGAUGUCCACAUCUAUGUUGCUUCUGGUGACAUAUAUGGAGGCGAAGAUACUUUAGCACCUCUCAAAGGGCUCUUCCCUAAUUUCCAUACAAAAGAAACAAUGUCAAGCAAAGAGGAGCUUGCUCCAUUCUUGAAGUUCUCAUCUCGCAUGGCUGCAAUCGAUUUCAUUGUAUGUGAUGGAAGUGAUGCUUUUGUGGCUAACAACAAUGGUAACAUGGCCAAAAUUCUGGCUGGGCGGAGGAGAUAUUUUGGCCACAAGAGAACAAUCCGGCCAAACGCCAAACAAUUCUAUCCCUUAUUUAUGAGAAGGGAAAAUAUGUCAUGGGAUGCAUUCUCCUCACGGGUGCGAGUAAUCCAGAAAGGAUAUAUGGGAGAGCCCAUGGAAGUCAUGCCAGGAAGAGGCGAAUUUCAUGCCAACCCUGCUGCCUGUAUAUGUGAAAAGACUAGUGGAAACUCUGUAGUCAAAUCCAGUUUUAGAAGUAACUGGGAACCUGUUAAUGACACAGGAAUAAGGAAAGCCAUUGGCAAACAACCAUACCCUGUCUAUACUGACGAAGAGGCGGAUGGAUCUGAUACAGAAGAUGAUCCCACAAGGAGAGAAGAGACGAUUGACAUAGAAGCUGACGAUGAUUCUGUGGUCAGACGAGAGGAUUCUGAGCUGGAGGAAAUCCUGUCAGAUUAGUUCAGUUAUGUAGCUGUUUCGUCCAGUUAAGCUAUGCAAAUCUGACUUUGCAUACAUGUGUUGUAUGUGGCAGCAAUUGAUGGUUUUGACAUCUCCUAAGUAGCUAGAUCUGCAGCUCCUGAUGUACGUAGAUUUUUUGGUGUGCAGUUGUACAUCCUCUUUCUCCUAGCUCAAUUGGGGCAUAAUCAUUUUUGUCAUCUCCGGCAUUGUGUCGACCAGAAUUUUCCUGCCUUUUAUAACAUCGCUGCCCUUGCUCAUUGCUCAUGGAAA
Messenger RNA from Phragmites australis (common reed), 2071 nucleotides. Its product is annotated as O-fucosyltransferase 6-like. The record is from RefSeq and is a predicted model, not a curated record. Lineage: Eukaryota; Viridiplantae; Streptophyta; Magnoliopsida; Poales; Poaceae. The coding region runs from base 62 to 1801 and encodes 579 amino acids. The transcript has 10 exons.